AAGGGAUUAAAAGACGGGGUAAAAUUGAGGGUAGGAGAGAGAGAGACAGAGUAAUGCACACAUGGACAAAAUGUCAUGCAGCUCUUUUCUGUACAGACAUAGAAGUGGGCUAGGUUUAUGUUUGUUUAUAGGCAACCCUAGUAAAAAAAAGAAAAACACACAUCAGGAGUUUCAUCUCUGAUAUGAACAUCACUCUUCAGACCACGAUGGGUGAUAGGAUGCCCUGGACCCCACCUCAGAGCUCCAACGUUGGGUGGGACCUUUAAAACUCCACCGACAGGGGUGGAGCGAGAGAGAAAGACAGAAAAUAUAGCAAGAAGGAAAACAGAAGCGAGAGGGAGGGACGAGAGAGGGAGGAUAGAGUGUUACUUCACUUCGAGGAUAGGGGAUGGGGAAUUGUACCAAGCCAUCCAUGAAAAACAAAACGAAAAAGGACAGGGACCUACGACCUGAGGAGAUUGAAGAGCUCCGCGAGGCGUUUCUGGAGUUUGAUAAGAAGAAGAAUGGCUACAUCAGCUACAAGGACCUAGGAGAGUGCAUGAGGACCAUGGGCUACAUGCCCACAGAGAUGGAGCUCAUCGAGCUGGGCCAGUCCAUCUGUGGGGGCAAACUAGACUUUGAGGACUUUGUGGAGCUGAUGGGCCCAAAGAUGCUGGCAGAGACAGCAGAUAUGAUCGGAGUGAAAGAACUACGAGACGCAUUCAAGGAGUUCGAUACUAACGGUGAUGGUCAGAUCAGUAUAACGGAGCUUAGGGAGGCCAUGAAGAAACUGAUGGGAGAACAGCUGACAAACAGAGAGAUUGAUGAGAUCCUCCGGGAUGUGGACCUCAACGGGGAUGGACUGGUCAACUUUGAGGAAUUUGUUCGAAUGAUGUCACGCUGAGAUAAACAGACGGAGUCGUUGUGCAACAACUGGAAAAGGGACCACUGCAUUUGUAGUGAACAUUCUUGCACCAUGCUAGUGACUGAGCAUCGAUUCUAAAACGUUAUUUUUGUUAAGCAGCACUUAUAACGUUCAUUUUGUUAAGCAGCACUUAUAACGUUAUUUUUGUUAAGCAGCACUUAUAACGUUCAUUUUGUUAAGCAGCACUUAUAACGUUCAUUUUGUUAAGCAGCACUUAUAACGUUAUUUUUGUUAAGCAGCACUUAUAACGUUAUUUUUGUUAAGCAGCACUUAUAACGUUAUUUUUGUUAAGCAGCACUUAUAACGUUCAUUUUGUUAAUUAAGCAGCACUUACAACGUUAUUUUUGUUAAUUAAGCAGCACUUACAACGUUAAUUUUGUUAAGCAGCACUUACAGUAAAUUGAGUGAAAUCCUAAGGUAGUUCUACAAAUCUUAUAACUCAAGAUGUGACAAACGUGCAUAACGGUGACAGGGUUCAGAUAUUACGUCAUUGUUUCAGCACUAUCCACUCGGUAGUGGUGCGUGGUUAAAAUCACCGGGGAAGCCAAGCCAGGGGGGAAAAAAGCCAUAUUACAGCCUAUGUUUUGUGAUAAUUGCGUUGGUUGCUCAAUAACCUGUUAUUUAUAUGCCUUCCCACCAUGAUAUAUAGGCAGAGACAAUAUAGGCCUAAGGCUUAGUUUAAUACAGUGACAACAGUUUACAGUUUAAUACAGUGACAACUAAAAGAUUUCUAAAAGAUUUAAAAAACAAGAUUUCAAAAACAAGAAACGCCAAUGCCAUCCUCCUCUCUCAUGUUGCCUAAACGGUCUAUGACUCUGUACACUCUUUUAGUUUUUGUUGUCCUAGGCUACCUGGCUAAAAUUCUUGCUCGCUAGCCUAACUUCCGUUCAUAGGCAAUGUUGCGCCAGGCCAACUAGUUAACGUUGGCCUACUACAUCUAGCUACAUAUUGAACUUCCUAUCAGACCAGGCGCACAAUGUAUGAAUUUAUGGUUGGAUCUGGAUCACUGUUAUAAUCAUUUUUUGGUACACCAGGACCAUUCACAGUUGAGCUCGUUUAUCUCAACGCUGAUUGGUUAUAAUUUAUCUUUAAAUAUGUAUCAAGGGAGGCCAAAUGCUUGCUGGCUUCCCUUGCGUUCAAUGCUACAGGCGGCAACAAUGUCAUACUCUUUUUGACCAGACAGCAUCAGCUGGGCUACACCUACUAAGAAAGAGGGGGCGCUGUUUCACUCUCUCAGAUGCUUUUCGUGAGAUUCAUUCAGCCUCUUCCGAAUUGAAGGAAAAUUCUGAAACACAGAGAGACAAAAGACGUAAAAUGUUUAAGUGUAAGUGUUUUGGGGAAGCCUGGCUUCCCUUGGCAUCCAUGAGUACACACCACUCUGUCAACUGAGUUUUUUUUAACUACCGCGCUUGAUAUGGUUCAAUUAAUCAAUAAAUCAGCACAAAUUUUUGUUUUUUCAAAUUGCCGAUGUCUUGAUGCAAGGAUUGAGAUCAUGUAUAGUAUGCUCUGCUCACAACAAAAAAUGACAGAGAGCAAUGUACAAUACGGCAAAUGUAGCAAAAUGAGGAACGUGUGGUACUGUAAGUGCAUGGGGGUCGCCAUCUUUAUACACCUCCGCUAUAGGAAUGAACAUUGUUCUGUUGUAACAUAUCAAAAUCCUAACGCAUGGCUGUUAUUAUUAUGUCUUAUCUUUUAACAGUUCAUUUUUUUUAGAAGUGAACAUUUUUACUCUGUUUGUAUGCGUGUUCAAGGGUUUAACCUUGUUUGUAAAAUGUGAUGGGUUUUUUUCAAAUAAAAAAAUACUCUUU
Oncorhynchus mykiss (rainbow trout) is the source of this 2712-nucleotide messenger RNA. RefSeq names its product calcium binding protein 2b (gene cabp2b). Gene Ontology annotation, cellular component: cytoplasm. Gene Ontology annotation, molecular function: calcium channel regulator activity; calcium ion binding. NCBI's taxonomy places the organism in Eukaryota, Metazoa, Chordata, Actinopteri, Salmoniformes, Salmonidae. The record is from RefSeq and is a predicted model, not a curated record.